AUGAAUUACAUCAAAUCAACCGUCAACACCCUCCGCGACCGGUACACUCCCGUCUCCCACACCUCCACCUUCCGGACGACCGGCCAGAUCACGCCCGAAGAGUUCCUCGCAGCGGGUGACUACCUCGUCUACAAGUUCCCCACCUGGUCCUGGGCCGACGCCGACGACCCGUCGCGUCGCGUCGCCUACUUCCCACCGGGCAAGCAGUUCCUCGUCACCCGCAAUGUCCCCUGCCACCGCCGCCUCGACGACGACUUUGCCGGUGACGCCGGCCACGAGGAGGCAGAGGUCGCCGCCGGCGAUGACGGCGAGGAGGGCUGGCUGCGUACGGGCGGCCUCGACUCCAGCCAGCCGCUCAAGAGACAGCAGGUCCGCACGGUCGACGAGGCCGGCAACGCAGAGUCGGCCGGCCACGACGACGAUGAUGACGACGAUGAUAUACCCGACAUGGAAGACGAAGAUGACGACGACGCCAUCAUCCCCUCCUCCACCGAGCAAAAGUCCUCUGGCCGACGCACGUACACCCUCUACAUCAUGUAUACACCGUACUACCGCACGCCACGCCUAUACCUGUCUGGCUACCUUGCCAACGGCAGCCCCCUGCCCCCGGCGGCAAUGAUGGAUGAUAUCGUGGGUGACUACAAGGACAAGACCGUCACGCUCGAGGAUUUCCCCUUUUUCGCCAACGCGAUCAAAAUGGCCAGCGUCCACCCGUGCAAGCACGCACCGGUCAUGAAGUCUCUGCUCGACCGUGCCGAUGCCGCCCUCCGUCUCAGGCGGGAGAAGCUCAAGCAGGGCGAGACCGGUGGUCAGGCGAGCAAGCAGGGUCUUGAGGGCUUGGUGGACGAGAUCGACAAGCUGGACGUCAAGGGCGCGCAGGAGGCGGCCGACAAGGAGGAGUGGGAGGACGUGGGCGGAGAAGCCGGCGAGGAUGCCGAGGUUGCCAUUCGCGUAGACCAGUAUCUGGUCGUCUUCCUCAAGUUCAUGGCGAGUGUAACGCCAGGUAUCGAGCACGAUUUCACAAUGGGCGUUUAG
This is a messenger RNA of Emericellopsis cladophorae, 1035 nucleotides long. RefSeq names its product Autophagy-related protein-like protein. The transcript is spliced from 2 exons. Gene Ontology annotation, biological process: nucleophagy; autophagy of mitochondrion; autophagosome assembly. The coding region runs from base 1 to 1035 and encodes 344 amino acids. Lineage: Eukaryota; Fungi; Ascomycota; Sordariomycetes; Hypocreales; Bionectriaceae. Gene Ontology annotation, cellular component: cytosol; cytoplasmic ubiquitin ligase complex. The record is from RefSeq and is a predicted model, not a curated record. Gene Ontology annotation, molecular function: Atg8-family ligase activity.